Molecule: messenger RNA, 1818 nt
Organism: Cheilinus undulatus (humphead wrasse)
Lineage: Eukaryota; Metazoa; Chordata; Actinopteri; Labriformes; Labridae
Product: neuronal pentraxin-1
Exons: 5
Coding region: 1-1818 (605 amino acids)
Source: RefSeq, a predicted model, not a curated record
AUGAAGAUCAUGAGGAACUAUCAGUCCCUACACCUGCUUCCUGUUUUUUCUUUAUUCUCCCUCCUUCUCUGUCCUGCGUCUGCCACUUCAGGGUCAGACUUUGACUUUGGAGCCCACCCCCGUUUUGUUUGCACUCCUAUCCCCGUGGAUGCAGACCCGGCCUGCACCCCUGCGGCAGCUCCAAGCUUGGGGGCCGCAGGGUCCAGCGGGCCAAACCAUCAAAGUGCACCUCCUGCUGGUUGGUGGGGGGCAAGCGAGGAAGCCAAAGCCACAAUCCUACACCUCAGGGAGAGCCUGGUUCAGCAAAAAGAGACCAUCCUGGACCAGAGAGAGACCAUAAGAGAGCUGACGGCCAAGCUCGCCCUGUGCGAGGGCCUCACACGGGGUCAUGCGCCUCAUGACGAGCACCAUCACACAGACCCACACACUCAGUACGCAGGGCUGGUCGGCCACCAUGUGUACGCAGACCACGUACACUAUAGCAACCAGCAGAAUCACCAUGGGAACAGCAACCUCAUACCGGACUCACCGCUGUACCCCUCUGUGGGGGGUCAACGAUCUAAUGGAGGGCAGAGCAGCAGCAGCCAAGGGAAGGAUAAACAUGUGGCACCAGGGGAUAUCACAUCAUCUCCAGAGCACAUGGAGAGAAUGCUGCAGGCACUGAAGGAGAGGCUGGACAACCUGCAGAAAAGAAACACAUCCAUCACCUACUCCAGCUCCCUGAAGGAGCUGCUCCAGAGGAAGAUCAGCGCCCUGGAGCAGCAGCUUCACCACAAUACAGCUGCUCUCAGCAGCCCCGACACCCACCACAAUGAUGAUGACAGCACCCACAAGGACGGUGGAGACCACCACCAUGACGAUGAUCACCACGAUGAUAACGGACACCUGAGUGACCACAAGGUCAGCCACAGCAGUAGGGGUCACAAUCCCAGUGGGGACAACACCGACCAUCAUGAUGACAGUCACAGUGAUGACCAUCAUGACACAGGGAGUGACCAUGAGGACCAUGAGGAUCAUGAUGACAGCCACCAUGAAGAAGAGGAUGAUGAUCACCAUAGUAAUGAAGCGGACAGCCACAGCUACCUUACACACACAGCAUACAGAGUACCAGGCCCACGAACUGGUUUCCAUUCUAACAAACUGGAAACGAUGCUCAACCAGCUGCAGCUUGCAGGUUCCAGCAGGAGGAAACUCAAGAGUCCCGAUGCCUUUCAGAUCAGCUUCCCCAUGAGAACCAACUACAUGUAUGGACGCAUGAAGAAGACGCUGCUGCAGGAGAUCUUUGCUCUGACUUUGUGUCUAUGGAUUAAGGCAGGUGUAGGGCCCAGCCUGGGGACGCCGUUUUCUUACUCUGCUCCAGGACAGGCAAAUGAACUGGUACUGAUAGAGUGGGGGAACAACCCCAUGGAGCUGCUGAUCAAUGACAAGGCUGUAACGCUCCCUCUGUCCCUGGGGGACGGAAAAUGGCACCACGUGUGUGUGACCUGGACGACGAGGGAUGGACAAUGGGAGGUCUAUCAAGACGGAGUACAGAGGGGGUCUGGGAUGAAUCUUUCCCCCUGGCAUCCAAUUAAACCUGGAGGUGUCUUCAUCCUGGGACAGGAGCAGGACACUCUGGGAGGCCGUUUUGAUGCCACUCAGUCAUUUGUCGGUGAGAUGUCAGACCUGCAGAUGUGGUCACAUGUCCUGACCACCACCGACAUCUACAGCCUGGCUUCCUGUGGUAGCCACCUCAGAGGAGACGUCCUUGCAUGGUCUGAAACAGAGCUGGAGCUUCAUGGAGGCGUCUCCAAAUAUCCCUUUGACCCCUGCCACUGA